This is a messenger RNA of Staurois parvus, 837 nucleotides long. NCBI's taxonomy places the organism in Eukaryota, Metazoa, Chordata, Amphibia, Anura, Ranidae. The record is from the annotation of a GenBank genome assembly.
AUGUCUCUGGUAUAUGUACCUCUCACAUGGGUGUUUACUUCCUCUCUCAUAGGGUCUUCUGCUGGAACUGUAAAAACAGAGAAGAGUGUCACCGGAGUACUGGGACUUGAUGUCACUCUCACUUGUUACUAUGAAGCUCAAGAAGGAGAGAAGGUCUCUCAGGUUGUUUGGUCAAAGAAAAUCUCUGGUGGGCAAAGUAUUCAGAUUGCCACCCUGAAUGCAGAGUUUGGGGCCCAUGUGUAUAAAGAAUUUGAAGGAAGAGUAAAAGAAAAGUCCCCAUUACAACCGGAGGAUGGCACAAUAAUCCUGAAGAAUGCUGUGCAGGCAGAUGAGGGCACCUACCAGUGCCGAGUGAUCACUUUUCCAGCAGGAAACUUUGAAGCCGAUCUGAAGCUUACUGUUCUUGUUCCGCCUUUGCCAACGCUGAACCCCGGGCCGCCGCUGGUGGAAGGAGUGGGCCAGACAAUAGCGGCCUCCUGUACGGCAGAGGGAAACCCCGCCCCCAGACUGAGCUGGCAGACAGAGGUGAUUGGCACAAACUCAUCUCGCACGUUUGACCACACCCGAUCGACCUCGGUGACCAGUGAGUUCUAUGUUGUGCCGGUGCGCAGUAUGAACGGCAAGGAGCUGACCUGCGUGAUAUCGCACCCUGGCUUCCAGGAGGAGAAGAGGAUCACCCAUGUGCUCUCUGUGAAGUAUCUCGCAGAGGCCUCCAUACAAGGCCACGAGGGCUGGUUUGCGGGUAAAGAUGGCGCUUCCCUCCAAUGCUUGUGUGAUGGCAACCCCCACCACCAGUCUACCAGUGGUCCAGGUAAGGCGUUCCAUCCACUCUACUAG